Messenger RNA from Chelmon rostratus (copperband butterflyfish), 2692 nucleotides. RefSeq names its product growth differentiation factor 10b (gene ifngr1l). The coding region runs from base 105 to 1499 and encodes 464 amino acids. The record is from RefSeq and is a predicted model, not a curated record. NCBI's taxonomy places the organism in Eukaryota, Metazoa, Chordata, Actinopteri, Chaetodontiformes, Chaetodontidae. The transcript is spliced from 3 exons. Gene Ontology annotation, cellular component: extracellular region. Gene Ontology annotation, biological process: SMAD protein signal transduction; BMP signaling pathway. Gene Ontology annotation, molecular function: cytokine activity; growth factor activity.
GAUCCCGGUUUGAAGUCUGGGUGGGCAUCAACAAUCGAGAAGCAGAACUUCGCGCUUCUUUGAUUCUUUUUUACUGAGUUAAGUUUCCUCACGUUUCUUUUUUAAUGGAAUCAUUUCCCACAGCUUCAACCAUGGCGAGCCGGCUUUUUCACACUCUGCAUUUGUUGCUGAUUCUGGAGUCGAGCUGGGGUAAACUCGUGUCCGAGGAUCUGGGGGAAGCCGUGCGUCAAGGCGCCGAUGCGCCGCCGGCUGUGGAGCGGCGCGUCUUUGCGCAUGAAAGCGCGAACCGGGACAUGGUCUCCAUCAACAUGUUCAAAGAGUACGAGAGGUACAGCAAAGAGCCGCAGAGCCAGAGGGACGGAAACACCGUGAGGAGUUUUAAAGGUGUCCCGAGAGUCCUGCAAGGCAAAGAUGUGUUCCAGUUCAACCUGUCCUCCAUCCAAGAAUCAGAGCUCAUCCUCCUCGCCUCUUUUCAUUUCCUCUACAAGCGGCCCCGCCACCACCAGCGGCCGUGGCGUUUCCGAAGGCCUCGCCACCCAUCCGGUGGCCCCCAGCAUCCCCAUCCUCCCUCCCCGCAGCUCCUCUUCCAUGGAUCAUCCCCAAACUCAACUUUUGCAACACCGCUAGGAAACAUAACUCUUUCUCCUUUCAAGAAAGGCUCCUGGCAAACAAGGGAUGUAACGGCUGUGCUGAAACACGCCAGGGAUGUCAAACUGCUUGUGGUCACCGUGGAGUUUAAUAUGGGGUUCGGGGCGGCUCGGCCGCAGCAGAAGAGUCCUCAAGGCCAAGAGCGCCUCUCCCCAGCCAACAUGCCAUAUAUCUUGGUAUACACUGAUGAUCGAGCUAUAGAUGAGCCGAACAGCGUGGCCGUGUCACUCCAGCGGUACGGGUCCUUCCCUAUGGCAGAGGAUGCAUCCCCAUCAGCUUCAGCCUCAGCCUCAAGGAUCCGGAGAGAGCUUCACCUCCAGAUCCAAACCAACGACAUUCCGGAGGUGCAGUACAACACCCUGAAGAAUCACGAACUGUGGCAGAACACGUAUUUCCCGGCCAAAGCCAAAGCAGCGGUCAAACCGGGGAGGAAGCAGGGCCAGGAGAGCAACGAGGGCCUGGGCAAGCCCCAGGUGCUGAGCUUCGACGAGAGGACAAUGAAAAAGGCCAGGAGGAGACAGUGGAGCGAGCCCAGGGUUUGCUCCAGGCGCUACCUCAGGGUGGACUUCGCUGACAUCGGCUGGAGCGAGUGGGUCUUGGCGCCAAAGUCAUUUGAUGCCUACUACUGUGCCGGGACCUGUGGGUUCCCCAUCCCUAAAGUGGUGCGUCCUUCCAAUCACGCCACCAUCCAGAGCAUCGUCAGAGCUGUGGGCAUCGUCCCUGGCGUCCCUGAACCGUGCUGCGUUCCAGAGAAGAUGAGCCCCCUCGGCGUUCUUUUCCUCGAUCCGAACAGGAACAUGGUGCUAAAGGUGUACCCCGGCAUGUCUGUGGACACCUGCGCCUGCCGAUAGGGCCCGAGCCGCAGGAUGUGCGAUCGCUGAUGAUGAAAGAUUACGAGGAGGACGUACAUGUAGACUCGGCGUAUGUUAGAGGCCGUUUCCACCUCGAGGAGGACAGUAGUGAUGAGGACAGCUGAGGGUGAGCCGGUGGGACAGGUCUAGUUCCUGAGAACUCUGGUCUGAAUCUUGGACUAGUCCCUGCCGUGAUCCGACUCACCUUUUUCCUGCUUGUCUAACAGUUUUCAUAGAUGUGUUUUUCUCCACACUGCAUUUAUUUGUCUCCCAUCAUCCAAAAGCAGUUUUGAGAAGUGUACUUAAUACAAACCUGUGUCUGUAAUGGUCCUAAAUUUUCUAUGUAUCGAGGACAAAUCUCCUGCAGGUGGACAGUUGUCUCUGUUGAACCUUCAUAAGCUUUUUCAGUCCUUUUUCAGCACAUGUUCGCUUUUAUAAAGUGAUUUUUCCUGUUUAAUAUAAGAAAAGACUUGACUUUCUCUGGUCUCAGAAUGGACUCAGACCUGGUUUUGGAAUUAGCUCCAACUCGACUAAUCUCAGUGCCUGGGUUUCAACCAUGAAACCCUCUGACAUCCUCUUCUGCUUAUCCUCUCAAGGAUUCAUCUGACUUUUGGACAAACUGAACUGUGCAGUGACUCACAGACUCAGGAGGGUCUGAGGGCCACAGAGGCUGCAUGGCAGCACAUUUACAUCCUACCAAAUUAAUCAACCCAUGUCAUGGAAAUACUGUAGUGACUAAUGCAAACUAAAUGGUACCUAUUCUGAAAUGAUGUCAUUGAUCACCUCCCAUAUUAGCAAGAAAUGUUAUUCAUGCAUGAGAGGUAAUAUCUUUUUGAACUAUAUUUCAAUAUGUUUAUAUCUUGUAUAUAAUGACACCUACUGAGAUUUAAUGUACUGCGAGCAUUGUGUAGCUCGGUUCUGUAUGAGCACAGAGAAAAAAAACAGUGCUUUGCUGCCACCUGCUGUGCAUUUUGGGAAAGUUUAAGGGACUAAAACAUUUUGAAGGAGAAACUUCGAGUACUUCCUGUGGCUCCUCAGAAUCUGCCUUUAUACAUAAUGCUGUUUGUCAAGGAUGACAUGUACAGUUGGUGAUAAUAGUAGAUCUCCAUAGUGAGUAAAAAGGGAUAAAUGUAUCCGACGUUAUAACUGUGCUAAAAGUGUAUUUGAAUAGUUAUAUAAUGUGUGGCUCUAAC